AUAUUUAGACCUUUCGUGAAAAAAAUGCUGCAAAAUUGAAAAAAAAAACUGGAACUUACUUUUAAUCAAAGUUGAUCAUUAUUUUAUUUCGCAGUCGAAGAAUAUUUCAUCGGAAUUUGCAAAGGAUUUAUAACAAAAUAGAAGAAGAACUAGCUGAAGAAUGCCGACCCCUGUAUCAACGAAGAAGACUAUAGCACCUUCAACGAUGAAGACUACAGUGGCUCCGCCGACGAUGAGAACGACAAUGGCUCCGACGACGAUGAAAACGACAGUAGCGCCGCCGACGAUGAAGACCACAAGAUCACCAUCAACAAUGAAGACGACAAAGGAACCAUCAAUGACGCAGACAACGAAAACUGUUCAAUCGACAAUUACAAAUCCUGUUUCGUUUCUUGAUUCGGAGGUGACGGCCAAGGAAUAUGUGAAAGAUGGUGGAGCAGCGAGAAAAGCAUAUCGAGAUGCAAUACAAGUGGAGAACACUGAUCGACAAGCGUUCAGAGGGAUAGAAUCGCUUCUGAGUUCACUUGGCCAAGCUAUCGGUCUGGGUAAUAUCUGGAGAUUCCCAACGGUUGCCUAUCAAAACGGUGGUACAUCCUUCUUGAUCGUUUACAUCAUUUGUGCAUUCGUGUUUGCUGUUCCUGCGAUUCAUAUGGAAUUUGCUUUGGGACAGUACGCAGCAAAGUCGCCUCCUGCUGUCUUUAGAAGAAUUAUGCCAGCAUUGGAAGGUGUUGGUUGGAUGACCUGUAUUGUGGGAGCGGUGAUUGGUGUCUAUUACAUGAUUCUAAUCUCAUGGAUUGUGUUGUAUAUUAUCAACAUUUUCUAUGUUAAUAAUAUGGGUAGAUGUGACAAUCCGUGGAAUCAAAAUAAUUGUUAUGAUGGGUCGGAACAAAGCCGAUGCAACAAGGGGCUCUAUUCCAAUAUGACUGCUAAUGCAUCUUCAUUUCUGAAUACAACAAUGGCACCUCUGAUGAGCAGUGGGUCAAAGAGAAUUUUGUACAUCAAUGGAAAGUGUCAAGAUGCCACCAAUAUGAGCGUUGAAGUUGGCACUGAGCAGUUCUUCUCAAAAUCUGUUAUCCGUCCUUCCGCUGGUUUCACCGAUUUCAACUCGAUCAACUUACCAAUUCUUGGAGCAGUUGCACUAUGUUGGGUGAUUGCAGCUGUUGUCUUGAUCCGUGGAAUGAAAGCAAUUGGAAAACUGUCCUAUGUGACUGUGAUUCUCCCUUACUUCAUCAUUGUCAGCCUACUCAUUUGUGGAGUUAGCUUGCCUGGUGCAAAAGACGGUCUCUAUCACCUGUUUGGACAGACGGAUUUCAAUUACUUGUAUAAGCGAGAAACGUGGACUGCUGCAUUGCAACAAAUAUGCUUUUCCCUUUCAAUAGGUCAAGGUGGAUUAAUGAACAUUGCAUCGUACAAUAAGAAGACAUACAAUUGGUACAGGGAUGUCUACAUAAUUGUGUUCUUGGACACUCUUAUGUCCAUACUCGGUGGAAUAACCGUUUUCUCGACACUUGGGUUCUUGGCUUAUGAACGUGGAAUUAAUUCAACCGACAUUGAUGCAUUCAAUCAUAUUGUUAAAGAAGGGCAUGCUCUCGCAUUCAUCGUGUACACGGAAGCAAUCGCUGAAAUGCCAGUGCCGUAUCUUUGGUACGCGUUGUUCUUCAUCAUGCUCUUCCUUUUGGGGAUCAGUACUGAAGUUGUGAUUGUUGAAAUUGUGUGCUCCUGCUUGGCUGAUCGGUUCCGUUAUCUCCGUGAACGUAGAUGGCUUACUGUAUUGUCAGUCUCUGCGGUAUUUUUCUUGCUUGGACUUGUGAUGACAACUGAUGCCGGCUUCUACUGGUUCGACAUGUUUGACGAGUAUAGUACGGGAAUUUCAGCAACGUUUGGGACUGCAAUCAUGUGUAUGACAGUUUUCUGGUGCUACGGAACUAAUCAUUUUCGAGAGGACAUCGCCGUUAUGUGGGGAGAACCGGAGAGCUGGUUGGCAACAUGUCUGGGACCUGCUGCAUACUUUUGGACGCUGAUUUGGAAGUUUGUAACUCCAGUUUGCUCGCUGUUGAUGAUGGGAUUGUGGAUUUGGGAAAAGAAAUAUCCACAUAAGGGAGACGGUAAAAUCUAUCCGCCAGUGUUUGAUGCACUUGGAUGGUUCAUUGCAGUCGUUCCGUUUUUGGUGAUCCCUGGAUUCGCCAUUGCUGCUGUGAUCAAUACCCGAAGAAUGAAUAUUCCGAUCCGUGGAGCAUUCAUGUUGCAGAAACAACACCCAUCCUAUGAUAGAAUCAGUGAGCAAUGGCCAGAAUGGAAGAAAGCAAUUGGUGAUAAACUGCCGGAGCAAGAGCCUGGAGAUGAUGAUCUUAAUAUGAUUGAUGGAUUGGAAACGAAAGAAAGUGAUUCGCUUAUUGAAUAGUUCUGAGAAAUAAAUGCUUAUUU
Messenger RNA from Caenorhabditis elegans, 2424 nucleotides. RefSeq names its product Transporter (gene snf-2). Gene Ontology annotation, cellular component: membrane. NCBI's taxonomy places the organism in Eukaryota, Metazoa, Nematoda, Chromadorea, Rhabditida, Rhabditidae. The coding region runs from base 161 to 2401 and encodes 746 amino acids. The transcript is spliced from 9 exons. Gene Ontology annotation, biological process: gamma-aminobutyric acid transport. The record is from RefSeq and is marked reviewed.